AUGAUGGAGCCCACAGCCUCGGGGGUAUUCUGUAACAGGAUGCUCAGUAUGGUGAACUCCGAGGACGUGAACGCCAUCAUUCAAGCUCAGAAACACAUGCUGGACCGGUUUGAGAAGACCAAUGAGAUGCUGAUCAACUUCAACGGACUGUCCAAUGUGCGCUUACAACAGAUGAAUGAACACUUUCUAACGCACACGCGCACUUUAAUAGAGAUGAAGAAAGACCUGGACAGCAUUUUCAGACGAAUAAGGACUUUAAAAGGCAAGGUGGCGAAACAAUAUCCAGAGGCCUUCAGCAACAUCAGUGAAUGUUCCAACCUGGAGGAGGAUGAUGAUGAAUUUGAGCCCAUUCCUCCCAGUGUGGCCACCACCAUCACUACUACUGCAACGUCUGAACAGAGCACAGGGUCAUGUGACACCAGCCCAGAUGUGAUCUCACCCACCGUCAGCUGCUGUUCUGAAGACCCCUCUCAAGAGAACACCGGCACACCGACCUCUGACAGCCAUGAACAGCCAGUGUUACGGGACGAGGGGCCGGAUUCAGCUGAUGUUUAGAUUUGUGUGUACAAUACUGUGUUUACUACAUAAAGACGCCACUUAAAAGUGCAGAGUUGCAAGCCUACAGCUUAAAGGUUGUUAUGUGAAAAUGUUUUUAGUGCUACUAAUUUGGUGCUGUUGUUAAAUGUUUUCUGUUCUGUCUGCUUACCGCCGUGGUAAUGGCCUGGAAAAAUAAUGCAAACUAGCCUACUAUUUGCAGAUUAUUUUAAAAAAAGUUGUAAGGAUACAUUUAAAAACAGACAUGUUUACCUGGUGUUGAGAAAUGUUCAUGUUCAAAACUGCAUUAUUAUUUAGUAUUAUUUCUGAAUUCAGGGGGAAAAUAAAUGUAUGUCAUUAAAUAAAAGCUUUUUAAUUGUG
Carassius auratus (goldfish) is the source of this 915-nucleotide messenger RNA. RefSeq names its product kxDL motif-containing protein 1. Gene Ontology annotation, biological process: lysosome localization. The coding region runs from base 1 to 555 and encodes 184 amino acids. The record is from RefSeq and is a predicted model, not a curated record. Gene Ontology annotation, cellular component: BORC complex. NCBI's taxonomy places the organism in Eukaryota, Metazoa, Chordata, Actinopteri, Cypriniformes, Cyprinidae. The transcript is spliced from 4 exons.